Molecule: messenger RNA, 657 nt
Organism: Vanessa atalanta (red admiral)
Lineage: Eukaryota; Metazoa; Arthropoda; Insecta; Lepidoptera; Nymphalidae
Product: transcription factor VBP-like
Exons: 1
Coding region: 1-579 (192 amino acids)
Biological process (GO): regulation of DNA-templated transcription
Molecular function (GO): DNA-binding transcription factor activity
Source: RefSeq, a predicted model, not a curated record
AUGGCUUUGUGGACCCCCUAUGCGGAAAAAGCUUUGGACUUAACUAAAAAUGUUAAAAAGGAAGUCUCACCAGACAGGACUUCAAGACCUAAGGUUCCCGAAUACAGAUAUUCAUCAGUGUCGCCGAACUUAGAACACGAAAAUAGAUGUUACAAUUACUACGAGUACAAUAUCCCACCAUCUCAAAUAUCUCCCAUCGAGAAUUGGAACUUCAGAAAGGUACCUUCGCCACCACAAUCAGAGGAGUCCUUCGAAGUCGAUUCGCUGUCCGAUGAUGUUGAGUAUCAAGCGUUUGAGCGGGAUGCAUUAAGAGCUAUGGCUGAGAAGAACGGGGGUUGCUUACUUGGAAACAAUCCGAGGAUGAGGCGAGCGGUUCAGACGAGCCAAGAAGCUGACGACUCAUAUAGGAAACAGAGAGAAAGGAAUAAUUACGCGGCAAAACAGAGCAGAGAUAGACGGAAGUUACGAGAAGUACGUCUCGCGUUUCAAGUGACGUUUCUAAAGAAAAAAAUCGCGAACUUAAGGUCCAAGCUCGGAGAACGAGUGUGUCUGCGUUGCCAGCAGCAGUGUCGGUGUUAAGUGACGGAGAGACGAUUUAGACAUUCAAAAGUGAAAAGUGCAUUCAAUUACGAUUUUAUAAAUUAUUGCAUUGUAAAU